Eurytemora carolleeae is the source of this 4768-nucleotide messenger RNA. RefSeq lists its product as uncharacterized. NCBI's taxonomy places the organism in Eukaryota, Metazoa, Arthropoda, Copepoda, Calanoida, Temoridae. The coding region runs from base 373 to 3771 and encodes 1132 amino acids. The record is from RefSeq and is a predicted model, not a curated record. The transcript is spliced from 15 exons.
CAGCAGCAACAACAACAACAACAGCAGCAACAGCAACAACAGCAACAACAUCAGCAACAACAACAGCAACAACAUCAACCUAGCAAUGAUGAUUUGAUCAGCUCUAAGAAAAGUUCUUCCUUUGCUUCUGAUGGAAAAGAUGAAAAUUUAUCUGUUUCUCAAACAUCAGAGUUAUUGGAGAAUGCUAGAACAAAUAUUCUCCGAAGAAUUUCUUUCACGGCUAACAAGAAAACAAAUACGGCAGGAUCUGCAGAGAAGUCUCAACCCCACUCUACUCCUGGGGAACCUAGAGCUGAUCAAACCUAUCCGUCCUAUCAGGGGAGCAGCUUUAUAUCGUUGUUCGGAGUUCCGGAGUUGGACGCGGAGGUGGAGAUGGGAAUGGAACAGGAGCAGGAAGCACUGCAGGAAUAUCAGUUAGUUCACUCCACGCUACACAGGUUAUUGUCUGACCAAUUGAGCGUUAAAACUAAGCUCCGGAGCUUGAAAAAGCUGAGGAUGGAUCAACUUCGCCGAGAUACUAUACUCCAGGUUCUACAGGAUACAGAUCUACUCUACAGAGGAGUUGAGACAGUUCUUGAGAAUUAUCUCCAGAAGAAGGAUGAAGAUGGAAAGAAUUUGCUGAUCCUCACUCUUCAACUAUCUAACAAAUGUUUAUUACUUAGUCACAGUAUGAUGACGGAGUCGGUGGUAACACAACCCAGGAGAACUAUCCGUGGUUACCAACUACACCAGCACUGCAUACUCCUCAGCCAACCCGGAGUAGAGACGUGUAAUGAUACUUUCUCCGUCCUGGCCGCCGAGUUUCUAGGAUCCAACGACUCUUCCCUUCUAGGACGCUGCUUCUAUACUCUAGAGAAAGAAAGCAAUAUUAUCGAUGAUUUCCUGAAAUGUUUAAAUAUCAAUCAACAAAGUUUGGAUGCCUUCUUCCUACGUGACUUACCGACUGGAUACAGACUGGUUCGUCUCUUCAAGCUUCAGGGUGGAGAAGAGAUGAAUAUCUCCGAUACUCUUAUUGACAAGGAUAAACAAGGACAUCUCUGGUCGAUCAGGCACCCUGAGAAGGAACUCCAAGACUCCCAGACAUGGACUGAAGUCAAAGUAGUAAAAUUUUUUCCAUCCGGACAUUUUCUAGCGUAUGUUGGUGUAGCAUGGAGAGAGAAGUUGGACAGGUUGGAGAAAAUGAUUCUUCAAAGCUUCCCUGAGUUGGGUGCCACCUUCUCCAGGUUCCCUUUAAAACCAGGAAACAUGAUCCUGGUCAAGUUUCAUCAAAUUCUGCUCAUCACUGACAGUUUGAUCGAAUUUAAGGCUGCCAGAGCUGUGAUUUUAUCGGAACCGGAUAUCCGGAAGGUUCUUGUAUAUCUACCAGACUAUGGAGUACAAGGUUGGGUAUCCGUCCAGGAUGUACACUUGGCUCCAGAGAUCUUGGAGCAAAAGGAACCUGUUCUUACUUUCUGUCGGCUACAGGAUGUCGGACCAUCUCCAGGUGUAGGAUUAAUCCGUGAAACUAUCCUGGCCUGUUCCCUUCUCACAACUCCGGAGAAUGUUUCCUCCUUGAUCAGUCGACCUUAUCUUAACACAGUAUCCGUCCUCAGUUCUCUUCUCUUAACUCUAGAUUCUACUGUAGUAGAUGCGGUUCUAUCUAUUCUCCGACUUAUGGUUGAAAGCAGUUAUUCUCUUUCCUUACUCAAUAAACCCUCGAGAAACUCCAGGUUACCCCCGUCCUUGGGGAACCUUGCUCCCAGUUUACUCAACCUACUGGAGAAGGAACAGAUAAAAUCUGAACCUGAGCUUUUUCUGAAGAGUAAUGAGAUAUUAUUCGCCCUACUUAGCUCCGCUGAACCCGGCCGAUUUCGUGAUUUUAUGCGAGCAGAGGGAAAACGUCUCAUGGAUCUAAAUCACCCUGAUCUUCCUGAAAAGAGUAAGCUUGUGUUAGAUCAGAUAUUUUCACUGCCCAUGGAAGGAAAAGGACGUGGAACUGGGAGAAGAGGAAGGUUGGAGGAUCCAGACAAUAGAAGAGACCUCGGAUUCAAGAAGACAGGCGGAGUAAAAGAAUCCAGCAGGACCAAGAUCAGGAGAGCAAGCUCCAGUAGAUCCAAUCCACCCAGUAGACACGAGAAAGGGAACACACAGUUUACCAUCACAUCUAAAUUAAGAAAGAAAAGAGUUCAAGUUGUAAUUGAAGAAAGAGAAGAAGACUAUACACCCGUUCCUCUUCCUGUCCUAAACCGACAUGUUUCCUCUAAACUGGGACUCUUUAACAGACCAGUUCAGUCUAGCGGAAACCGUAUCGUGGAUAGUGAUAAUCGUCCAGUUAGGAGUUUCGUCCUAAAAUCCGCGAAGGAUUCCGAUUUGGUUUGGAUGAGGGCCGAGGAAUUGCUGAACGAUCAAGAAAUCCACCAAAUACUAGAUCUUGGGCCGGGCAUGAAUUAUCAUCAAGUACUGCAAAGGAGUAGAAGAGAGGCUACCGAAGAGUCAAUAAAAUCUGAAAGGACAAUAUCAAGUUCUUCUGUAAUCAGUAGGAAUUGUCAAGACGAGCUGAAAUUUAAAAAAGAAACCUCUGUCAGUUCUGGUAUGAUUAAACAACAGAUUAAACCAGACCAGGAACUGAGAGGUAAAAAUUCGCCUGACACCAGAUCUGUUCCCGUGAACCUGGAAACUGACACCAGAUCUGUUCCCUUGAACCAGGAAUCUGUGACAGACAACCAUCGGAAAGAACCGAAGAAGGAAGAUACUGCUACUGAGAUAUCCCAGGAUUCAAGAACUGAGAGUACCCGAGCUGAGAUUUUGACCGAGGUUAAUGAGAUUAUUGGAGCAAAGCAGGAUGUACCCAUCCCGGGAACUAAUUUUUGUAAAGAUGAUGACGCAAGAACUGUAGACAAAGACGGAUCAGAUGCUGGAGAAAAAUCCGAUGAAAUAGCUGAAAAAGGAAAAUGGAAUGGAGUCGGAUCUGUAGCUAGAUCUGGAACUGGAUCUGAUGCCAAUGAUAGAACUGGACCCGGAGUUGGAAAUGAGGAAGGAAGUUUAGAUGUAACUGGAGCUAAAGAUACAGGCAGAGCUAGAGAAGGUAUCGUAUAUAAUGAUGCAUCCGGAGCUAGAGAAUUGAUCGGAGCGAGAGAUUCAGCCGAAACUAGGGAAGGAGCCGGAGGUAAAGAUGGAGCUGUAGCUGAAGUUUGUCAAGGACUUGGGACAAACUAUAUAAAAUCUAAUAAACCCCAGGGAGGCCUGGAGCAGGGUACUGUGCUGGUUAAACGACCCGGAGCUGAGAUUGAGAUGCUGGAGAGGAUUGGAACCUCAGAGCGGGAUGCAGGACGCCUGGCGGUUAUUAUCUCUGCUAUGGCAAAUACCACUGGGGGAACAAUUUUCAUAGGAGUACGUGGCAAGGGAUUAGUUUGUGGAAUACCGUUAAACAGAAGAAAUAAAGACGAGUUUGCGCAGAUGGUUGAUCAGCUUUCAUCCCAGCUUAUUCAUCCUAGGUUCAAUGUUUUCAAUCUUUCAGUAGAAUUUGUUCCAGUAAUCCUCCCAUCUAGAGUUGAUGAAAGAGGAGAGGAGAGAUUUGUUAUCAGAAUUAAAGUCAAACCAAGUGGAAACAUGUGCUACAUGACACACAACAUUAUCGACGAGGAACCCGGAGUAUACAAGAGGAGGAGGAAAGGACCAGAGUUUACUUACAAGGUUGACAAUGACGAGGCACUGCGACUGAUCAAUGUGACGAGAGAAUCGGUGCUGAAUCUACCGCCGAUCCAAUCAAUCAGAAUCGCUGACGAAUAUUAGAAGAUUGUUAACCGCUAAGUGAUGAUGGUUGAACUGUCAUAAUGAUAAUAAUUACCAGUUAAAUAUCAGCGAUGAGCAUUUACAAAAUAAUUGCUUUUACUUUUGAUAUUUGAUCAUGUUAUGUAAUCAAAUUAAGCAAAGUAUUUUUUAAUCCCUUUGUACUAAAACAAAUGUCUUAAUAAGUGAGUCAAAACUCAGUUCUAUAUAAUCAUUGGUUGAGGGGAAAUAAUUUCUGCCCCCCACUGUCACUCUACUUCAACGUAAAUUGAUGCUAUCAAACUUUUUAAAUGAUUAAUUUGGAAUUUUGCUUAAUUUUCCGCAUACCCUGAAAAAAUGAUGGGGGGGGGGAGGGGGGUUAGUUUUGUCUUAACGUUACUUUUGUUGUAAUUUCAUGAAACCCUUGACAUUUUUUCACUGUUAAGAAACAGAACAUAUCGUCCUUUUUCUGACUUUAAAAGUGUUUUAAUUUGGACAAAUACUCCAUUGUUUCAGUCACAGAAAUACACAAGUUAAGACAUUUGUAUUAUUUUUAAUAUUAUGAAAAUUAUCUGUUAUGGACAAUAACAUUCAUAUUUAAAUUGAAAGAGAUUCAGGAAACUAGAUUCAGGAGUCUUGAAACUUGAUUUAGGGGUCUGGAAACUAGAUUCAGGAGUCUGGAAACUAGAUUCAGGAGUAUUGAAACUAGAUUUAGGGGUCUGGAAACUAGAUUCAGAAGUCGAAACUAGAUUCAGAAGUCUGGAAACUAGAUUCAGGAGUCUUGAAACUAGAUUCAGGAGUCUGGAACUAGAUUCAGGAGUCUGGAAACUAGAUUCAGGAGUCUGGAAACUAGAUUCAGAAGUCUGGAAACUAGAUUUAGAAGUCUUAUGAUUUUUAAAACUCCCUAUUUUGCCACAAUUCUGAUAAAUAUUUGUAUGCCCAGGAAAUUUUGUUUGUGACACAUGCACCGUUUUUUAGAAUGAUUUUUUAGUAAAUUUGUUAAAAUGAUUUUUUUUUCAGA